AUGAGUAAACGUACGUUUUCUUCGAUUAAAAGCAAUGCUGUUUCCUGCGACUUUUUCGAGACUAAAAUAGGAAGAAGCUAUGAUGAUAGUAGAAUAAAGUUUUUGUCCCCUAGGAAUAAUAGAGGAUGUUGCCAAGCAUUUGAUACUACCACUAAUAGGACGUGUGGUUUGUGGUUUCGGAUAAAGUCAUAUAUGACUUAUCCAUUAUGCAACAAGCAUGAUAAACCCAAGUUUGUCGCUGCGAUUCACGCCAAAGAAUAUUUAAAAUCGCUUCCUAUACGCCCAUCUUUAACUGACGAAUUCAUUAAUAAUUUGGCCACUUAUUUUACUGAACGUAGUCUCGAUCUUAAGCGUCCUAUUGAAGGAGGCAUAUUUUAUGUCAUGCGCAGAAUUGAUAAAGAUAUUCAAAAUAAUCCGGAACUUUACAAAAUUGGUCUCGAUGUUGGUAAUGAAAAUUGCGAUUUCGAGGACCGUAUCUCACAACAUGAACAAGGUCCUUGUAGUGCAAUUUUCGCAGAAGGGUAUGUUACUCCUACCCAUUCUGAUUGCCGUUUAGUUGAUGGAUUAAUCAGAAGGCUAUUG
Molecule: messenger RNA, 582 nt
Organism: Funneliformis mosseae
Lineage: Eukaryota; Fungi; Glomeromycota; Glomeromycetes; Glomerales; Glomeraceae
Source: the annotation of a GenBank genome assembly